Emiliania huxleyi CCMP1516 is the source of this 1675-nucleotide messenger RNA. RefSeq lists its product as hypothetical. Lineage: Eukaryota; Haptophyta; Isochrysidales; Noelaerhabdaceae. The transcript is spliced from 4 exons. The coding region runs from base 117 to 1019 and encodes 300 amino acids. The record is from RefSeq and is a predicted model, not a curated record.
CUCGUCGCUCUGUCGACGUCUGCCCUGCCGGCAGAAACCGUCGACGACAUCAACCCAGCCGCUCGCGGCCUCGCCUUACCGCCUGCCUACUCCCGCUCGCAGGUACAGCCGCUACCAUGGAGGAGGCCGCGAGACGCGUCCGCUGCUGCAUCAUGUUCUUCCUGCUCGCCCUCGCGGGCGCCCACGCCGCAGCAAAGGGGCAAUUUCCCGAGUGGCGCUUUCAGGGACGUGAUGUGGUGGUGAAGAUCCCAAGAGAUUCGUUCCACGAGCCUCAAUCGGCCGCGUGCGAAGCCGCUGCCGCUGCUGCCGCCGCUAAGAACUCCUCUCCCGCACCGGUCCUCAUCAUCGACGCGCCAUCGUGGUUUUGCACGUCCGAUUCUGUCGGCAAUCAUUUGCCACUAUACUUCACCCUUCGAGCCUUGGCCUUGCUGCAUGGCAUCGGAUUCCAGAUGCAGCCGACGUGUGGCCCUAUCAUCCGGGACACGCCCAAAUACAUCACCGGUUGGUUGCCUCAAAGUGCUUCUCCGAACUGGCCGCCCGAGGUCCCUCGUGACCCCGGCACGAUCAUGCGGGAAAUAGAAGGAACCUGCAAAUGUCGCACGAUCAUCACGCAUGCUUGCACUUACGGUUGGCCGUUAUUUGCCGCCGUUUGGGGUCGCGAGAUCCGAGCCGCAGCCGAGCGCUAUUCGGUUGCACGCAACAAGGGGGUGUUGGCAAGCAACGGCUCAAAGACGCAGAAGUACACGUAUGACCUCGAUGAUGCCGUCAUCCACUUUCGCUGUGGGGACAUUAUGGAAAUGGAUGCGUCACGGGGCCCGCUCAAUUCUGGGUUUGUGCCAUUGAGUGUGCUUCUUCGCUACCUGCGCCCACUUGCCCCGCGUUCGGUGGGCAUUGUCACAACACCGCUCGUUGAGAAGUGCAGCAGCAAACUCGAGACCCGAGCCAUGGACUGCAAGCACGGCAAGCAGUGCCACGACAUCCUUGAAGAAGAUGCACGGCCCAAGGGUCAGAAUCCAUGACAAGGACACGACGGUGGGGGCGAUGUCGCGCAUCGCCCUCGCUCAACUCUCCAUCUGCCCACCUAGCACCUUUUGUGUAUGGCCGGCUCUUGGGGCAGUGGAGGGGGUGCUCACUGGCGUUGGGGGUGGGCACAGUAUUGCACUUGAGCCAGGCAAGCGGGCCGCCGCUGCACUUGGAGAAGGGCAUCUGCAUGUGCACGCACUCCACGGUUCAAACGCCAGUAUAUUGUCAAUCAAGCGCAUCAAAGAGGCACAAAUGUCGCCACAGCAAAUUGGACAAUUCCUGGUUGAGCACUAGUAGUAUGUUGUUGACACGGUGGCGGUGGCUCUACCCGGCUCCGGGGAGCAUCGUGAGGUCAGCUUGCGCCUCGUUCUAACAGGCAUGGGAGCCGUGCCUUGCGAUGCGGGACCGCUCCGGCGGUGGUGGCAGCUCCUCCGCCGCCGCAUCGCGGUGGCGCGCCUCGUGCGGCGGCGCCCCGCCGAGCCGCAGCAAAUAGUGCCACUUUCGUAGAAUAGUGCUUGCGUGUUGGCUGUUGCGUCGUUAAGUGGCGAGACCUCGGCACCUCGCGCGAGCGUGCGCGCGCCGCAGGAGAGCGGUGGCCGGUGGGGGCCGGAUACUCUUACAUGCUAUCGGAUAGGCCGAUGACUUUUAAAGG